AUGAAUGGGUUUAAGGCCAGAACGAACAGCAAGUCAUUCAGGUAUUUUAAUAGGAACAAAGAGGAAAACAGCGGUAACAAAACGUUUAGCCACAAUAACAAAAAUGGUAAUCAUAACAGCAAGAAACAAUAUAAGGAAAAAAAUAGGACAAGCAGUGUGGAAGAGAUUAGUGAGUACCUUAUCAAUAUUUCAUACAUUUUAAAUGAGAAGUAUGAAAAAUAUUUUGUGUAUGAAUUAAAAGAAGAGAACUUAAAAAAAGGUAACAAAGCGUUUGGUAGCAUAAAUUUAGAAUAUUCGUACUACUUAGAGGAUGAUAUAAGUAUUUUAAUAAAAAUAAAAGAAGAAAUAAAAAAUAAUGUAGAGGAAUUAAUGAAUAAUAGGAAAUGCUCUAAGAUAAUGGAAAAAUUAAUUUAUUAUUGUUUUUUUUUAUUAAAAUAUAAUGAAAAAAAUGUGAAAAAUAGUGAUAUAAGCAUUCAGUGUAUAAAAAUUUAUAAUAAUUUUUUUCAUGUGAUAAAGAGAAAUUUUGUAUAUUUGGCCAUUUCCAGUUAUGCAUCUCAUUUUGUGCAAACAGUGAUAUGUGUAUUUCCUUUUUUUAAUAAAUAUGAAGAUAUAUAUAUAGAAGAAAUUAAGAAAAGGAAUAAAAAUUACGUAAGCAUUUCAUCCCAUUUUAACGAAAUUUGUAAUGGGACAGUUGAAAAUAUGUUUACCUUAAUGUUUGAUAAGUCCGGUACUCAUGUAUUAAGGUCCUUUUUAUAUUCCUUAGGUGGUUAUCUAAGUAUUAACAUAUCGAAUAUAACCUUUAGGAAGUCUAAAGCAAGAAAAAGUAUUUCAAAAAGGGAGUUGAAGUAUAUUGAUAAGGGGUGCAGCAGUAGCUGCAAUGGAAGCAACACUGAUAGUGCCUCUGCUCUUAGUAGCACGUUUUAUAGUUAUAUCUACAAGAUUAUUGACCGAAUUACGGACGAAAUUAUGAAUCCAAAAGAAACACAGAAUUUUAAAAAUCUGUUAUAUCAAUAUAUAUUUUAUGACAUAUAUAAGGGUAAUAAUAAUAAAUUAGGGAAGGACGAAAAAAGCGAUGAAAAAUAUUCAGAUGAGAGUAAGAGUCAGUAUUUGAUAUCACCUUUAUUAUAUAACACUUACUCUGUUCCAGCAUUAGGUACCUUAUUUGAGUUGAUAAAGGAUAAGAAUGUAGAAUGUAGUAACUUAUUAAGUGAAAUAUUAGUAAUAGAAAGGACGAAAAAAUAUUAUAUGAGUAAAGCAUGUGAAAAUUGUUGUGGCUUUGAUAUAUGCCCAUUAAAACAGGUGCUAGAUAUUUUAAUAAAAUUGGAUGGACCUAGUAUAAUGGUAGAAAAGCUUUUAAAAAUUAAUCAUGAACAUAUUUUUUAUGUUUUUAAUAUUUACAUUAUUAAAAAUAUAAAUAGUUUAAUAUGUGAUAAUGCUUAUUCGAAUUUGGUCAUGUACAAUUAUUUGAACUGUGAUUACAUUACUGAAGAAAUGUUUGACUUAUUAAUAAAAAAUGUGGAUAUUGAUAUGGUUAUAAAGCGGAGAAAGUUUAACGUGUUGAAGGGUUUGUUUGAUUUAGCGCAGUACUACAAGAGGAACUGCAAGCUGUUGUUUAACUCGCUGAUAAGGGGGUUCAACGUGGGUGGCUUACUCAGCACUGUUGAGAGCGGGGUGAGUGGAAGCAUUGAUGGCAUCGUGGGUAGAGGUGUUGAUAGCAACGUGAAUGGUAAUAACGGGAUCAGUGGUAGUAGCAGUGGUGCCAAAUUUCUGUGGAUAUGCAUAUUGUGCAUGUGCAGGUACGAGGACCUGCACCCCUGCAUUCGUAACGUUUUUAAGAAUGAGAAGAAGGUAGAGGCUGACGUAGGUAGGAAGAAAAUCGAUAAAAUGGAUGAUAAAAAGGGAAAUGAAAUUAUCCAUGAUAAUUUUGAAAACGAUGAUAAUAUAAACUUGAAUAAUUAUAAUUUUUAUAAUUAUUUAAAAAUUGAUAUAUACGGGUAUAAUAUAUUAUCUCAUCUUCUAUCUUUUCCAAAGGAAUGCAUUGUGCCUUUAAUAAACUCUUUUAAGCACUUUUGUAAUUUUUUUAAAAUAGUUAGUAAUAAUAAACCGAGGAAAGAGGAUAUAGAAAGAUACAAAAAAUUUGCUCAUACGUUUUCGUUAAGUAACAAGGAUGAUAAUAAUAAUGAUGGUUAUAAUAAUGAUAACAAUGGCGAUGGUUAUAAUGAAAAUAAUAAGCAAUACCAAAUUGGGAAGGAGAGUAAAAUUGAGAAUUGUAAUAAUACUGAACAUGUUCAUAAUGGAGUUAGUGGAAGUAACUCUUGGAGUUGGAACAACUACAACGAUCCAAGGAAAGAAAAUAAAUGCAAUGGGAAAAUGCAAAAUGAAAAAGAAAAAAAAAAAGGCAAACCAUUCGUUCGAAGAAAUACAGAAUUACGAGGAAACAUCUUGUUGUAUUUUAGUUGUGAUAAAAUUUUAUCACAUCUUUGUGAAAAAAUUGCUCAUACAUUUAAUUUAAUAAAUGAAAAGCAUCUAAGACAUUUUCUUUUAUUAUUUAAAAAUGAAUAUAAACAUAUUGCUACUAAUUACAUUGGGGCACAUAUAGUUGUAACUUUUUUUAAGUUAGGCAAUAAUAAUAUUAAAAAAAGGAUACUAGAUCAGUUGGUUGAAAAUGAUAUAAAUGUUUAUAAUAGUUACAUUAGAAAUUUUAUGAAACUUAAGGAGUAUAAGAAAAAUAAGAUAAUAAAUAAUACAUGUAAUAAUAAAUAUACGAAAGCAAAAAAACUGUUUGAAGACAUUUUAAUACCAAAGGAAAAGGAAAGUAUAGGGGAUUAUCAAAAUAAGGAGUCGUAUGUUCGAGAAGAUAUGAAGAAAGAUCAGAUGGGAGAUGAGGAUUCCCAAUCUGAUGCACCUGCUUCGAAGGAUGUUACCAAAAAUGAGUCAUUUGACUUGGAAAAAGAAUAUGAAGAUGAUGGAGGAAAAAUUUAUGAUCAGACAGAAGUCUAUACUUUAUUGAAGCACAAAAAGGAGAAGAAAAAAAGGAAAAGGGGGAAGAUACUCUCGGAUAGAAGCAGGAGCAAGGAGAAUGAUCUCCCCACCCUUUUGCGGAGGGAACACGAGGGAGAUGGUGUGGAAAAAGGUGUAGCAGAAAUGGAAGGUAAGAGAGACCAUUUGGAUGGUGCAGAAGAAAAGGAUAAAAAUUUUAUGAAUGUAAUAUCAGAUUUUAUAAAGAACUCCAAAAACAAAACACGUAAAAGGAAGAAAGAAAGGGAAGGGAUAGAGCAAGUGUUGAAGAAGUGCGCAGUGUGUGCAUAG
Messenger RNA from Plasmodium malariae, 3309 nucleotides. RefSeq names its product conserved Plasmodium protein, unknown function. NCBI's taxonomy places the organism in Eukaryota, Apicomplexa, Aconoidasida, Haemosporida, Plasmodiidae. The record is from RefSeq and is a predicted model, not a curated record. Bases 1 to 3309 code for a protein of 1102 amino acids. The transcript has a single exon. Gene Ontology annotation, biological process: endonucleolytic cleavage to generate mature 5'-end of SSU-rRNA from (SSU-rRNA, 5.8S rRNA, LSU-rRNA); endonucleolytic cleavage in 5'-ETS of tricistronic rRNA transcript (SSU-rRNA, 5.8S rRNA, LSU-rRNA); ribosomal small subunit export from nucleus. Gene Ontology annotation, cellular component: nucleolus; preribosome, small subunit precursor; 90S preribosome. Gene Ontology annotation, molecular function: RNA binding.